UCUCUGCGUCUGUCUGCGUCUCGAAAUCUUGGAAUGAAGAUACGUUAAUCUUCUACAUGAUGAUACACUAUUGUUUCCUUCGUAUUUUCAAUUCAUUCUUUAUUUUCUCUUCAUAUUUCAUUUUCACAUUUUCUCUACAUAUUUUCUCAUCAUUCUGCAUUCUGACAAUCAAUACUUCUAACGCGAUGAACAUCCCCAGACAGAAAGUCAAAGCGCCGGUGAAUGAAAUGAGCCUUCAGGCUCAAGGAUUGUCUGCAGCUGAAAAAGGCUCGGAAGAACUCUUGGUCAUCAGUCUUCAGAAACAAGCUCCGUCAGAUGCGAAAGAAGGCUACAAAGAACCUGAGAUCUGUAUUUGCAGAUGGAAGCUGCAAUGAGACAAUCACCACCCCAAGGAGAACCAGCUGCUGAGGACGAUUCUGAGGGGACGAUGUAUUUGAUCUGCCAAGCCAUGUAGAGAGGGAUUGGUUAUAAAAAUAAUGCAUUUUUUUAUUGCCAUUUCGAAUUCUUUUUUUUUUGUUUCUCUUGUAUAUUGUUUAUACUUAGAUUAAAUAUUUUGUCUCAUUGAACACCAUUUGUAAUACCUUUUGGUAAAUCCUCAUCAUAGUUUGUCAUUACAGAUUUUUUAUAAGGAUUGUACAGUUAUAAUAAUAAACUGAAAAUGGAAACUAAAGACUCUUGAUAUACUAAUUACUUGUCAUAUGGAAAGAGAAGAAGACUUAUUGUUAACAAUAUUAUUAAAAGAAAUUAAUUUUAAGGAUUCAAACUCCAGUAUUAAUAUGUUCCAUUUUUGACGGAUGUGGCAAAAUAGUGAAAAGUGAAAGAUAGAAUUUAAAAUCUUAUAUUAUCGACGUUGCUUUUUAUCCUUUUUAAAUUCCGAUUUCAAAAAUUAAUUUUAUA
Molecule: messenger RNA, 897 nt
Organism: Argiope bruennichi
Lineage: Eukaryota; Metazoa; Arthropoda; Arachnida; Araneae; Araneidae
Exons: 6
Coding region: 57-374 (105 amino acids)
Source: RefSeq, a predicted model, not a curated record